Aspergillus bombycis is the source of this 924-nucleotide messenger RNA. Its product is annotated as putative RING finger protein. Lineage: Eukaryota; Fungi; Ascomycota; Eurotiomycetes; Eurotiales; Aspergillaceae. The coding region runs from base 1 to 924 and encodes 307 amino acids. The transcript is spliced from 3 exons. The record is from RefSeq and is a predicted model, not a curated record.
AUGGGAGACUCUCCCCCGGCUUUAGGAUAUCUUGCGCCAAUCUGCGCCGGUAUUCUAGUGAUCAGUGUCUGGAACCAACGGAACUCUCGCUUCAUGGAUCUUGAGAGCAUUCCAUUUCGAAGAGGUCCCUCGGUCAUAUCCAGCGGCGAUGUCGACAAGCAGUUCCCGCUGAUGAAAUACAGCGACUGGUGGGCAGGCCGAAGUCGAAAAGGGAGUAUUGCGAAAGAAACUAUUGGGUCGCUGGGUUCGGUAUCACAAGAAGACCCUAAAGACAAGGAGACAGAUAUUAACGCCCCUGAAGCGCAUGUUAAAAAGACAGACUUUGCUGAGAAUGCUCCAGACACUCAAAUAGACAAGGCACAGGAGCAUGUUUGCGAGCCGGGGAAUACUUGUGAGCACGACAACGACGAUGCAGUCAGCGAGUCGGGUUGCUUAUGUGCCAUUUGCAUGGACUCGAUUGAGGGUGAAACCUAUAUUCGACCUCUGACAUGCGGGCACAUUUUCCACUCUUCCUGCGUGGACCCGUGGCUCACUAGACGACGUGCAAGCUGCCCACUGUGUAAUAAGAGCUUCGGUAAUCAUGGAGCAAGUGAUAGGGAGGAAACGGAUGCACAACCAUUCCCCGUUCUUGCCGUGCCAAGUCUUCCGCUCGGCCUAAGGCCAAAAGCCGGCAAUUCAGAGGUUGUUAAGUUUGGCACCGAGAAGUCCACCCACGAAGCCCGUUGUUUCGUCCAGUAUUGGCCACUUACUCUUAUCAGUUGUGCUCCCUUACCCAAACUUCAAGCUGGAGUGGUGAUCGAUAUGCCUGAUAUUUUCGGCCUCAGGGUCAUACGACACAUACGUCUUACACAGAGUGGGGCCUGGUCCUUCAAGGCCUUUAUACUCUUGGAGAGUGGCCUCCUUGGUAUCCAGACGGCUAACUGA